This is a messenger RNA of Myotis lucifugus (little brown bat), 419 nucleotides long. RefSeq names its product keratin-associated protein 5-4-like. The transcript has a single exon. Gene Ontology annotation, cellular component: keratin filament. Lineage: Eukaryota; Metazoa; Chordata; Mammalia; Chiroptera; Vespertilionidae. The record is from RefSeq and is a predicted model, not a curated record. Bases 9 to 419 code for a protein of 136 amino acids.
CUGACACCAUGUGCUGCUCCCCUUGCUGCCAGCCCAGCUGCUGUGGAUCCAGCUGUUGUGGAUCCAGCUGCUGCUGCCGCCCAUGCUGUGUGUCCAGCUGCUGCCAGCCUUGCUGCCGCCCAUGCUGUGGGUCCAGCUGCUGCCGGCCCUGCUGCAGCCCAUGCUGUGGGUCCAGCUGCUGCCAGCCAUGCUGCCGCCCAUGCUGUGGAUCCAGCUGCUGCCAGCCUUGCUGCCGCCCAUGCUGUGUGUCCAGCUGCUGCCAGCCUUGCUGCCGCCCAUGCUGUGGAUCCAGCUGCUGCCAGCCUGGCUGCUGUCCAAAAUGGUGUCAGACCACCUGCUGUAAAACCACCUGCUGCCGGCCCAGCUGCUGCUGCCGCCCUUGCUGUGUGUCCAGCUGCUGCCAGCCUUCCUGCUGCUGA